UUGUGUUUUGCUUUUUUAAAAAAAAUUUUUUAAUGUUUUUAAUCAAUUUAUGAUUAAAGCCACUGUGUUUAAUUUAUCAUUAUCACCUUAUCAGUUAUAUACGAUUACGAAUCAUGAUAAAUAUUAUAUCGUAACUGUACAAUGCGAUCAUAUUAUGGUUUAGUGUAAAUAAAAAAGCCAGACAAUAACUUGCUGCAUAUUACCAAACACAUUAUAACUGAAAUCUGCUUCGGAGACGUGUAAAGGUUCAAUUUUUUCAACAAAUUUACAGUCGACUGCAGACGCUGCAUCCAUCAAUUCCGCCGUGUUUUCCUAGAGGCACACCCCUGACCCGGAAACUCUCUGAGCAUAAAGAAAAUCCGGCGUUUUCCCCACCACGACUUUGUUGUGCCGUUCAUGUGCGUUCAACUCGUAAAUGCGAUAUCUCCGACAUAAACUGAAGCACCAGAUGAACUAUAAACCCAUCAGCAGCUUGUUAAAUAGCUUGUUAAUUAGGAUCAGGUGUAUUAGCAAAUGGUGGGACUGGUAGUGCGCCAAAGAAAAAUGGUAAGUUGGACCCCCAUGAAAGCAUGGCUUAACACAUAUUCACUGAUGAUGUCUGCAUAUAGCAGGACACUGAACUGUUGCUGGUGUGCUUUUUUGGGUAAGACCCAAAGUAAAGAUGAUGAAACAAUAUGAAAGAGGGUGACCUUAUACCUUUCAACUUUUCACUAGAUUAAACAGUGAGCAGGUGAUUACAACAUGUCCACUGGUACGAGCUCAUACAAAGUUCAAAACGUAGAAAAGAAAAAAAAACCCUGCUGUAUUUAUCAUGUGUUUAAAAUAAAUCUUCACACCAGUGUGCUCUUGUACAAACAUGCCAGCGAGUUAUUUUUGGCAGGCACACAGCAGCUAGGCAAUACAGAGCAUGACCUUUGCCUGGACUGAAGUCAAGGUCAUGUACACAGACAGAAACAGGAGGGAGACAUAUUCGGUCAGCGUGAUUGGUCCUACGCUCAACUCCACACUCCCCAUGAAGAGUAUAAGAGCUGGUAAGAGCCACCAUUAACCACCUGAAGGCACACACGAGGAGUGAACGAGUGCCGAUCUCACAUCCACAUCUAAUACGCCUUCCAAUGGAGCCACGCACCAUGUUACCCAACUUCAGCACAUGGGUGUGUCUGUGCAUGUGGGUCUGCGGGGUGUCUUCCUCACCCGUGAUGCCACGGACUGAGGCAAAGGUAGAGCUAGUGCACGACGCGAAUGUGCUGAUGUAUGGGGUGCUGCAAUUCAGCGAGUCACUGCACCACGUGCACCAGAACACCGAGGCCAAGCUGGCGCGCAUCACCCGGGCCAUCACAGACACCGAGAGCCUUGUGCAUCGUCUGAGUCAGGACACCGAACAGAGCAUCCGCUCUGAGCGCCAGAUCAAAGACAGGCUCGGCGUCAUCCAGGCCGAGACGACUGCACUACAAGCCCAGGCUCAACAAACCAGAGGACUAGUCUACAAGGUGGAGCAAGGAGAUGCAGCGCUCAAGCAAAAACUGACCAAUCUGGAGGAAACCUUGAAAAGAUUCACCCCUGUCAGGAUCAGAGCACUGAAGGAGAUCAGCCAGAAGCACAGCACCCUUCUGCACAACCUGGUGAGCUGGACUGAGAUACAGAAACGGCAGCUAGAGCACCAGAACCAGCAGCUGGCGGAGUUACAGAGACGGACGAGCAGGAGCGCCUAAGCUUCCGUUCCACGGCACACGAGCGAUCGGAGCCUGCUAUUCUUUUCAGUACAUGAACGAUUCUCUCUCAAGCCUGGUUCCAGCACGUGUCGCGCUUGAAAAGCGAUCAACAGGAACUAUGGUCUUUACGAACACUCCCAAGGUGGAAACCAAAACACAUACCUUCAUACAUACAAGACGUGCUCUUUCAUGAACGAAAUCUGAGGAUGCCAUUGUGAUGUACUUAAUAUUCUAUAUUAUUAUUAUUAUCAUUUUUUAUACUUUAUAAUAAAAGCAACCUUAAAAUGUUUUCAAACAAAUGAUUCAGAUUGUGGUUUAUUGUUUUACUGGGGUCCAUCCCCAAGUUACCCUACACUGCACUGACAGCAAAAUACCAUCGCUUCUCAAUCACAGCAUAUUGCUUCUCAAAUCAGCCUUUUAAUUAUAGAGGCUACUUGAAAUAAAAAUAAGUGUAUGUUUGCCCAGGAGCAAGAAUGGUUGAUAGCUAGAACGACACAAGAUAAAAUACCAAUGCUAUAUUUUAGUGUAAAAUAGGCUUUACACUAUGAACGUAUUAAGCGAAUUACAGUGCAUGAACUGAGAAUACAGCACAAGCCUUGGAUGUGGGCGGGGCUUCACUGCGAUUUACUCUCGUCAGCCAGGGAGAUUCGGAUCAACAGCUCGAGUGUCCAGCUGAGGACGACGAUGACGGCAACACUUCGUCGUAUGAGACUACCCAAACCUCAAAUAUUAAUUACGAACUAAUACAUUGACUAAGUAAGCAAGCCAUUUUCAAAGAUACCGAGAACCGCACCCAGAACCUUCUCCACUGAAGUCUCUACUUCCUGGUCAGGGAGCUGUCGAUUCAAUACUUAACAUUAAAAAUUUUGUGGCACAAAUUUAAUUCCAUAGAGACUGAGGACCCCUGCAAUAUACCCAAAAAAAGAAUAGGGUGUGU
This is a messenger RNA of Ictalurus furcatus (blue catfish), 2649 nucleotides long. It is a transcript of the gene angptl8, whose product is annotated as angiopoietin like 8. The transcript is spliced from 3 exons. Bases 1116 to 1712 code for a protein of 198 amino acids. Gene Ontology annotation, biological process: regulation of lipid metabolic process; triglyceride homeostasis. The record is from RefSeq and is a predicted model, not a curated record. Lineage: Eukaryota; Metazoa; Chordata; Actinopteri; Siluriformes; Ictaluridae.